This is a messenger RNA of Helicoverpa armigera (cotton bollworm), 3761 nucleotides long. It is a transcript of the gene Lztr1, whose product is annotated as leucine-zipper-like transcriptional regulator 1. Gene Ontology annotation, molecular function: protein binding. The transcript has 17 exons. Lineage: Eukaryota; Metazoa; Arthropoda; Insecta; Lepidoptera; Noctuidae. Gene Ontology annotation, cellular component: Golgi apparatus. The record is from RefSeq and is a predicted model, not a curated record. Bases 288 to 2687 code for a protein of 799 amino acids.
UACCGUAACAUAAAUUGAAACCGUGGUAACAAAAAACAUGUCUUGUUUAUGAAGUCAAUGACUUCAUGAUAUAUUUCGGCGACCUAUUUUCGGCAAGUUUAUUUUGAGAAUUCAAUUUAACGUAGUUCCGGAUCGCCGCUAGUUUAUAUUAGAAAGCCAGACGUAUAUUGAUUCCUAUUUUGUUAAUAAUCGUCAGUAAUAAGGUUUAUCUCGUCCUGUCUUUGGAUUAAACUUCUUGGCUGGUUGGUUACAAUUUGAAAGGAAAACUGGAGCAGAAAAAUCUCCAAAUGCAAAAUCUAGGGAAGAUGAUAACAGAACAGCUCCGCAAUCCAAAUGAGCUGGACAUCAGCCUCCGGAUGGAGUUCGGACCUUUUGAGACAGUUCACAAGUGGAAACGCAUGUCCGAGUGUUACGAAUUCGUUGGGGCAAGGCGAAGUAAACACACAGCGGUUGCGUACAAAGAUGCCAUAUACGUGUUUGGUGGUGACAAUGGCAAGUCCAUGUUAAAUGACUUGAUCAGGUUCGAUAUACGGGAGAAGUCUUGGACUAAAACUGGCUGUAUGGGAGUGCCACCCGCUCCAAGGUAUCAUCAUUCUGCUGUGGUACAUCGGUCGUCAAUGUUCGUGUUCGGCGGUUACACGGGGGAUAUUCUGGCCAACUCGAACUUGACCAAUAAGAAUGACCUCUUCGAGUACAAGUUCCCCAGCGCUCAGUGGGUGCAGUGGAAGUUUACUGGCCAAGAGCCAGUGCCUCGAUCAGCACACGGCGCGGCGGUCUAUGAUGACAAACUGUGGAUCUUCGCUGGCUAUGACGGAAAUGCACGACUCAAUGACAUGUGGACUAUCAAUUUAUUGGGUGAGAACCACCAAUGGGAGCGCAUAGAGCAAAAAGGCCAGUGUCCCCCAACUUGCUGCAACUUCCCCGUGGCGGUGGCUCGGGGGAAGAUGUUCGUGUUCAGCGGCCAGAGCGGCGCCAAGAUCACUAAUGCCUUGUUCCAGUUUGACUUUGAGACGCAUACCUGGAGCCGCGUGUGCACGGAGCACCUGCUGCGCUGCGCGGGCGGCGCGCCGGCGCGGCGCUACGGGCACGUCAUGCUGGCGCACCGCGCGCAGCUCUACGUGUUCGGCGGCGCCGCCGACAACACGCUGCCCAACGACCUGCACUGCUACGACCUGGACACGCAGAUAUGGUCAGUGGUACAGCCGCCCACCGACUCUCAGAUACCAUCAGGUCGACUGUUCCACGCGGGCGCGGUGGUAGGCGAUGCUCUCUAUAUCUUCGGAGGAACUGUGGAUAAUAACGUGCGCAGUGGAGAACUCUUUAGAUUUCAACUAUCGAACUACCCCCGCUGCACGCUACACGAUGACUUCGGGCGCAUCCUGAAGUCCCACCAGUUCUGCGACAUACAGAUCCUGGUGGGGCCCGAGAAGACGCCCAUCCUGGCACACCAGGCCAUCCUAGCGGCCCGGUCACAGUUCCUGAGGGCUAAGAUCAAGGAAGCUCGAGACGAACUGACGAAGCGCAUAGCGUCAGGCGAAGAGGAAGCCACCGAGAUAUCCUACAAGUCUCCUCCGCAGCUCUGCAUCACGUUACCGGAAGCCACGCCCGAGGCCUUCAACAUGGUCCUCAACUAUAUAUACACCGAUAGGAUCGAUCCCACUGAAAAAGAUGAAGACCCAGCGUCGCCAGCAACAGUGCUCCUAGUGAUGUCGGUCCUCCGCCUAGCCCUGCGGUUGAACGUGCCCCGUCUGCGCGGACUGUGCGCGCGGUUCCUCCGCGCCAACCUGUGCCUCGCCAACGUGCUGCAAGCGCUACAUGCAGCUCAUCAUGCGCAACUGCACUGCAUUAAGGAGUACUGCCUCAGGUUCGUGGUGAAAGACUACAACUUCACGCCCAUAGUGAUGUCGAAGGAAUUCGAGGAGAUGGAGCAGAGCCUCAUGGUGGAAGUGAUACGGAGGCGCCAGCAGCCGCCCCCCAAGCCCAACGCCACCACGCAGAAUGAAUACGACGAGGAGAUUAUAGGUACUACCCUCGAACAGGACAUGUCAGUACUUUUGACCAGUUCAGUGUGGUUGGCUGACGUGCGGCUGCGCGUGGGGGCAGCACUGCGGCCGGCGCAUCGCUCCGUGCUGGCCGCGAGAGCUGCCUACUUCGAGGCCAUGUUCCGAUCCUUCUCGCCGCACGAUAAUAUUGUUAAUAUUCAAAUCUGCGACACGGUACCAUCAGAGGAGGCAUUCGACUCUCUACUGCGGUAUGUUUACUACGGCGACACGAACAUGCCCACAGAGGACUCGCUCUAUCUCUUCCAAGCGCCAAUUUAUUACGGGUUCACAAACAAUCGUCUGCAAGUAUUCUGCAAACAUAAUCUACAGAGCAACGUGUCGCCGGAGAACGUUCUCGCCAUCCUUCAAGCCGCUGACCGCAUGCGAGCGACAGAUAUCAAGGAGUACGCGCUCAAGAUGAUCGUGCAUCACUUCGGCAUUGGUUACAUUUCGCAGGUGGCGCGACAAGACGCGAUCAAGAACUUAGCUCAACCGCUUCUCGUGGACAUCAUAUGGGCUUUAGCUGAGGAACCUCACUUCGACUCACCACUACCAGUCCAGCCGAGGUCACUACCUUCAUCGUCUUCCGCAGACACGCUCACUGACGACCCGGAGUAUGCAAGACAUAGAUGUGGGAAAUCAUAGGUGAUAUUUACCAAAUCAUGGUAAGAUUUCUACAUAGAGAAUUGUAUAACCUGCUAUUUGCAUCAAAAAAGGAAAUGAAUUAUGAGGAUUGAUGCCAACAUUGUCAUUGAACAUCUUUGGCAGUUGUUACGGGUAGCCAAAAGUCAGUAAAGCUGACAGCCAGUCUUGCCAAAGGAUAUUGGGUUGCUCCUUGUAAAACACUGUUACUCAGCGGCAUCCGGUUAGAAUUGGUAGCCCACCCCAACAUAGUUAGGAAAAAGCUCGGAAGAUGAUGAUGCCAAUAUGACCGUGAUAAAUAUUUUUUGUUGGCAAAUAACAGGUUUUUAUUGUCUGUGUGUGAAUCUUGCAUCAUGGUUUUUCUGGUAGCCAGUGCCAAAUAGAAGUAUCAUUGGAGAUCUUUGUUCUAUUUAAUGUUUUACCUAAUGUAGAAUUACAGCCAGUUUCUUCAUCAAAAGUAAAAGUCAAAGAAACGUUUAAAGUAAAAGUAACGAUCAAAUUCGUUUUUUCAAGGCUAAAGUGACAGCAAAAUUAAUAGAAAAAAUGAAUUUGACCGUUACUUUUACUUAAGACAUUACUUUGACUUCUACUUUGGCAUUACUUUUGAUGAAGAAACUGGCUGUUAUUCAUGAAAACCUCUCACUAAUAUAUCUUUGAAUAAUUAUUGAGCAAUUGACACUAAACAGAUUUUUAUAGUCUGUAUGAUAAUUAUCAGAAUUAAAAAAAAACUAAAAACACGCUUUUUAUAGAAAAACGAACUAAAAAGUAGAAAAUAAAUUUUAAUGAAUUUAAAUUAAGAAAACAGAGUUAAAAAGGAGAUUGGGCAAGAAUGUAUGAAGUUUGGUCCAAAUGUCCACCACGAACGAGACCUAUAUAAUUAAAUAGUCCACUUAAUUUAGAGUAACUUUUACUAAGAAAGUAAAAAAAAAACAAUGCCAAAAAAAAGUUAUAGCCAAAAAUGUAUUCUUAAUUUUCGGUACUUUUGGUAUGUUGUCAUUAUUAUUUUUUAUUUUAUUCCACUUCUAUUUCCGCACUUUAUCUAAAACUAAGAUGAGUAAGACACAUUUGCAUAUAAAC